AUGCCCACACCGUCUCACCAAUCCCGCCACGCACCAAGCACUGAGAAUGACUCACCAGCGAAAAACAUGGCAUACUCUUACGAGCACUCAAUCGACUCUUAUGCCAAUGCUGGCUCACUUGUGCUGCGGAAGUCUGGCCUGCGGGCACUCCCAAACAAUGGCGCGCCUUAUGGUUCGCCGAUCCCGCCGUUUCGACCUCCAGGGCCGUCGCCUUUAAUGCUACAAUCUUCGAUACUGCCCCCCUUGAUGACCAUACCCUAUAUACGUCACAAUACCAGCCACAUUCAGCGAAACUCAGGACUUCUCCCGUUGAUACCCCCGCGGCUAUUGUUGUAUAAAGGCUUCAAAUGCGUCAACCACAUUGAGCAGCAUAUCAAGGAAGAGCCAACUGUCAUGAAGGUAUACUAUCUACCGAAGGAGCAUGAAAUCCAUAUGAGCUCGGUCAUUCACAGUCAAAAGCAAUCGAACGGCUUUUUCUCACACCCGAUACUCGUCGUACGUACCGUAUCGCAGUAUAAGAUUGUGUAUUUCUAUCCCAUCACUGGUAAACUCGGAUCUUGGGCAAAUAUCAUAUGCCUGGGAGACAAAUGUGCGAUGGAGAGAGAAGAUAUUUUGAAUCUGGCUGAAGGUUCAUCCUCGUUCAAAUACAGGAGCGUCGUCAACUUGACACAAUGCUAUUACAUUGAGUGGGCCUAUCUCAUGUACUGGCGUGACCGCGUCGUUGUGGACAGCACACAGAUGGCCAAAAUCAACAGCAAGAUUGAGAGCCUGGAGGCGAAGCAAAAUCGCCCACGCUACUUACCCCUUCUGCGUGACUUGAGCCGCGUAGCACCUGGUACAGUCUUGGCUAAGUGGAAUCGCUACCGAACGACUCUCUCUCCUGUAUUGGUUAUUCAGAAGUCAGCAAACCGGGUCUCCUUUCUCCGCAUCAAGGCACUCGAUCACUCGAGGUCGAAACUAGCGAGCGUACUAAUUUCAGAACACCAGGGCAGCACAACGAACGGUGCACUAACCCUUCUACCCGAGGAAAACUCUCCGGGUUUCAGUCACCCUUCAGUGGUGUCAGACAUUUUAGAGACAGCUUACUUGCGAGAAUUUACAACAUGGUGUUACCCGCCGAUCAUGAUUCAAGCUCGGUCAAUGAUGGCUUUGUAUACGUUCCUUGGGUAUGGUUUGCACGGUGGUCAGAAAAAGCUCCAGAAACUGGGGUAG
Molecule: messenger RNA, 1212 nt
Organism: Periconia digitata
Lineage: Eukaryota; Fungi; Ascomycota; Dothideomycetes; Pleosporales; Periconiaceae
Source: the annotation of a GenBank genome assembly